AAGAGUAGAGGAAACUGAGGCUUGAUUCGGGAUGAAGAAUGUAAUAAUAAUGCUGUAUGACUUACACCAGUAACUUAUAACUGAGCUGUUGUUGUACAUUUAACUGAGAAGUGGCAGAAUGGGGGCAGACCACAGUACUCAGCAGCUCCCAGCAGGUGCCCCAGGGAGUUCCCUACGGUCACAGAGAGAUGAGGAUAUCCCUUACACAUCCUACGCCAUCAGUAAACCUAUAGAUUCUAAUUCUCCCAGGCUCUCACCUCGUAAUGUCCCAUCAUCAGCCGUGAAAUCCAGACCACCAAGCCAGAGAGAAAAAGAACUGACAGAAACAGGGACCCAGAAACAUGACAUCAUUGUCGUAGCCGACGGCAAUGUGAUCGAGAAAGAUCCUGACCCAGAAUUAACAAAACUAAACACCAUUCCAGUGUUUUAUCCGAUCAUGCGUGGUUCAUUGAACAUUCCCACCAGCUCUCGUGACCUUGACCUUUUAGAUAAGAUGGGUCAUGAACAGUUGCUAUUUUUGUGUGUGAGGUACCAAGAACAUUUAAAACAACUGGCUGAGUCUGUGACAUUUGACCAGAAUGCUCUGUGUGUUAGAAUUAAAGAGAUUGAUUGUGCAAUACAGUUUUUACUGGGAGUGAUGCAGGACAAACAAAAGAAAUACAACAAGCAUGCCGACCAGUUUCAGCGGAUCUCUGAAACGCUCUCCAUUCUUAACCGGGUCAAGGACAGCAUGCAGAACCUGGUUCCUAAGAUGGAACGUCUGAACCAGAUGUUGCCACCGGAGGACCGACUUGAACCACUGAGUCUGAAGAGCCAGUUGUUAGAACGGGAUCCUGAUGAGGAGCAAGGGAACCAGUAAAAUGUAGAACUAGUUUAUGCAGAACUGCAGGACACUUUUAUGUUUAUUGUUUCUUACCCUGAUAACUUAUUUUUUUAAUGGACUUAAAUUUUAGUUCUUAGUUGUUUUGAAACUUUAAUUUAUAAUUUGAUUUUCUAGCUUCCUUUGGAAGGUUUGAUAUUUAUUUAUUAUGGAGAAAUUAGAUAUUUAUCAAGUGUGAGAAACAGAGUGUUCAAUUUAUCACAAGAAACAAAAUUGCUUUCAAUUGACUGCUUUAUUUAGUCUAAAAAGAUGAUUUCACAUGCAUACAAUUGUAUUUGUAUUUUUUUUUCAUGUAUAUAUUCUUUUUAAAUUUACUGCAAUUUUUAUAUCAAGUCUGUAUCUAGAUUAUUUACAUAUAUCUUAGAGAUAUCACUGUGUGAUAUCCUUUACAAGUGAGAAUAUAUAAUUACAAUAUAUGCAUAUAGUAGUGAUAUGCAUUUCCACAUUCAUGCCCUGCCAGGUACAAUGUAAUGAUCAAGGCAUAUAGUGUUACCCCUUUCCAUCUGUCACAGUUAGUUGUUCAAACUUUUUUCCUUUGAAUACUUCAAUAAAUGCAUGUUUAUUGAUCAGUUUUCAAGAGAGUUAUUGCCCUUAGACCUUUGAAAAUUUCUAAUUUUUGACUGUUGAGCUGGUAUAUAAUGGGCUAAUUGUUGGUGUGUCUCUUGAUUUUAAUGAGUUAAUUAUUAAGGUAAAAUUUAAGGACAGUUGAUACCAAAAAAAAAAAAAAAAAAAAUUAAAAAAUGGAUGUAUGGAUUGAUAUUCAUAUUUUAGAACCUAUUUUUAAUUAUUUAUGAAUGAUACAAACAUCAAAUUUAAAAGAAAUAAGAAAUUGUAAACUUUCUGUGAAUUGUUCAAAAUUUUUACCUUUCUGCCAUCACCCUUAUAAAAAUAUACAACUGUAUAUUACUUUAU
Saccostrea echinata is the source of this 1792-nucleotide messenger RNA. Its product is annotated as BLOC-1-related complex subunit 5-like. The transcript has 4 exons. Gene Ontology annotation, cellular component: synaptic vesicle membrane; cytoplasmic side of lysosomal membrane; BORC complex. The coding region runs from base 119 to 859 and encodes 246 amino acids. Gene Ontology annotation, biological process: lysosome localization; positive regulation of anterograde synaptic vesicle transport; organelle transport along microtubule. The record is from RefSeq and is a predicted model, not a curated record. NCBI's taxonomy places the organism in Eukaryota, Metazoa, Mollusca, Bivalvia, Ostreida, Ostreidae.